GAAAGUCCGAUAAUGAAACUAUUGGAGGAAAAAUUUAAAGAGAAGUUGUCUAUUAGCGGGUAGACGCGAAUCUUGGGAACAUCUGGAGGAGUCGCGCGUCUGCAAGGAAAACAGAGUGCAGUUCAACCCCCGCCCUUGGAAUCUUUGGUCGGAAAAGUGACUCGACGGAACGAUGAAUCCCCAUCAUUCGCGCAGAUUUCUGUUCAAGAAGAAGCCGGAAGAUCGACCCGCGGAGCAAACCGUUAAGCCAAACGACGCGAAGGAGAGCACGGUUCCUACGGUUCCUACGGUUUCUACCGUUGACACUGGAGUACCGCCGAUCGCCGAUCGCGUCAAUCUGUACGACGGAGGGACACCGUACGUCCCGGUUCCGGUUCACGAUAUAGACAAAUAUUUCACCGAGAGUGGAUGGCGCGAUUGCGUGAGAACCAUACGGACGGUGGGCAUCGUGCGCGCUGUGGGCGAUGAUUCAUUCGAACUGGAAUCCGUGAACGAGAUCGAAGGAGCCAAGAGGAUCCCGUUGUCCAGAGGAACCAACCGAGAACUGAAACGUCAGCGUGCCUCCCCAUUGCUCUUGGCAAAGAGACUCGAAACAAAGGAGAACAAGCAAAGAAACUCGAAGAGAACGGCGGACCGCCCGGACGAUCAGACUUUCAGACCGAGGAAAAUACCGCGUCAACUUGCAUUCCAGAAUCCAACGUUCGCGACUCACGAGAGAGCGAUCGACGGUGUGGCCUACACCGUACUUGGUACGCUGAAGUGGGUGAACGACAAGCCGUUACUCGAUGUGGAUCAGUUCAUCAGAGUCCGAAAUCUUAGCUCCACGUACGAAUUGUUUUUGCUGAACUCCAGGAUCGCGCGUGGUCACGUCGAUUGUUACCAAUCGCAUACCGACGAGAUAAGACAACUGGUUAAAAUGAUUCGUCCCAGGGGAAGAGGUAGGAAGAAGAAGUACUGAUCGGUUCGUCGAGUUGCCCCCGAUUUUUUUCUCACGUUCCUCAUCAUUAUGCCAAACUGUUCGCUACGAAGUGUUUUGUUUUUUUCUAUGAAAUGUUUAUUUUUUUUGUAUAAUAAUAAUAAUAAUAAUAAUAAUAAUAAUAAAGUCGAUCGCUCGGUGUUCGUUGAAAUUCCCGGUCCACGCUUAAGUUCCAAGUUUUCGAAAAGAACGCCAGUUUUCGUGGCGUACGACGUGCUGCUACCUUGCAUCGGUUUCGUGCACGAGGCCACUCACUCCGCUGCAGGUUCCACACGCUCCGGACGUUCGAAGGUAAGGAAUUCUCUAGGGAAGCCCGUGUCGUCCUGCGCGCGCCACCGUCAGCUGUUACGGUCCAACAAAAUCCAUGAGAAUCCUUACGGCGGUAGCUACGUCUGCGCGUUACAAUUUACCGAGGAGCGUCGCACCCCCCCACAAGGUGUAACGUUCCACGAUAUUCUUGACAACAAAACCCGAGCUUCGAAUGCCAAUUUGUUAGAAGUCUCGUGUCAGUCGUCGUACCGUGCGAUUCGCGCAUUUCGUAUUAUUCGAACGUAUCGGUAAUUGUUGAUAUACUCGAAAGUUCGUUAAAACCGUACGUAAGAUCGACGGUGAGAUAAACGAGUGCGUUCCGCGACGAAACGGAACGCCGAGAAGAACUCGUUUUCGAAUAAUCGUUGAACUCGACGCGGUUCAGCGAUAAUGUUUCGCCCGUUAUUUCGCCGUGACAGUUUCUAGAACGCCUCGCUGUGUCCGGUGCGAUUCGUUUUUCCCCAUUCGGAAUCGACCAGAUUCGUCAACGCCAAAGUUACGAACAAAAUUGGCUGGACAGUAAAAAAAAAGGAGGAAUGCCCGACAACGGGGCCGUUUACCAGCCAACGACGGUUGGCUAUUCCUACGA
Molecule: messenger RNA, 1874 nt
Organism: Athalia rosae (coleseed sawfly)
Lineage: Eukaryota; Metazoa; Arthropoda; Insecta; Hymenoptera; Athaliidae
Exons: 5
Coding region: 173-958 (261 amino acids)
Source: RefSeq, a predicted model, not a curated record